AUGACUAAUAGAAUAUAUGUUACUGUGGGUGCAACUGUACCAUUUCCAAAAUUAAUCAAUCAGGUAAUAUCCAAUCUAGAUAAGAUAAUACUACUAGAAGGAACUGGGAAUACCGAGUUUAUAAUUCAAUAUGGUAGAAACUAUACCCAACAAUUUAUUGAUGCCAUAAAGAAGAGUUAUGAAGGAGAAACUGGUCAAGAUUGUAACAUAAUAAGUCUGGAUGACACUACAGUUGCUGACAAUAGCAUAGAGAAGGAUGAUUUGUACGAGCUUUAUUUCAAAUAUUUUCGAAACAAGGAUAAUAACAAUAAGUGCCUUUAUGUGACGAUACCUAGAUUUAAGAAGCUAAAAAUAUUGGGGUUUGAACUAUCUGGAUAUAUAAAUGAAUUAUUAUAUGAUUAUCAACCAAACAUAAUAAUAACACAUGCAGGCACUGGAUCGUUAUUAGAUGGAUUGAGGUUAGCAGGAAGAAAACAAAAACCUAAAAGAUCUAUAAUAUGUGUUAUUAACGAUGAAUUGAUGGAUAAUCAUCAAGUUGAUAUUGCAAAGAAAUUUAGUGAAUGUAAAUAUGUUAAAAGUUGUUAUCCUAGCGAGAUGGGAGAUUUAUUUAAAAAUAUGUGUGGGGGUAAUUUUUCAUUUUCAGUUGGUUCAGGUGGUGAUGAUAUUGUUGAAUUUCCAAGUGGUUAUAAUAAACAGUUUGAAAAUGAAGUAUUGUUAGGUUAA
Molecule: messenger RNA, 723 nt
Organism: Saccharomycodes ludwigii
Lineage: Eukaryota; Fungi; Ascomycota; Saccharomycetes; Saccharomycodales; Saccharomycodaceae
Gene: ALG13
Product: N-acetylglucosaminyldiphosphodolichol N-acetylglucosaminyltransferase catalytic subunit ALG13
Exons: 1
Coding region: 1-723 (240 amino acids)
Biological process (GO): dolichol-linked oligosaccharide biosynthetic process
Cellular component (GO): UDP-N-acetylglucosamine transferase complex; extrinsic component of endoplasmic reticulum membrane
Molecular function (GO): hexosyltransferase activity
Source: RefSeq, a predicted model, not a curated record